UUUCGAAUAACAAAAAUCACGACGACAGUUGCGUGGCUGCGGACGUAGAUUUACUUGAACAGCGGUGCAAAAACCUUGACCUGAAGUAUUGAUCAAGAUGCGCUGACGGAGCGUAUUGAAAUAAUUUAUUACUUAUGAGUGGGACUUCCACCCUGUUGCCCAUCCUUGGAAGGAAUACAGAAGACAACAAAAGACGAUCUCCUGCAGCAAGAUUACUGCUUUGGAAUGGGAUCAUUUUGAUUCUUUUUGGUGCAUUCUGCUGUUAUUUUCCACAUGUUAUAGAGGGAUACCACCCGCACAGAAAAGGGGAAGAUGAAAUCCUGGCGUCUAUUCAAUGGGGUGGUGUCUUGCUGGCUGUUAUUGGGGCCCUGUACACGCUUGCAGGUGGCCUGAAUCUCCAGGGAUACAUGCAUGGCUUGCUAGUGCAUCGUUUCACUGUGGCUCCGCUGCUUUACUUUUGCUACCAUUUCGGCAAGAUUUACUGGGUUGAAUUUGUUGCUUACAUCGUCAUUGAUCCGCCAAUGGCAAUCGCAACAUACUGGUUGCACCGGAAGGAUGUGGCGCAGCUCACCAGCAAACGAAGAUAGACAACAGAGCAUGACAAGGGGUACGGGGGUGUCUGUGGGACUGUCAGCUGCUAUUCUUAUAUUUCAAUAUGUGGCAAUUACAAUGCAGAUUAGCUAGUCAUGACUUAUGGUAGCUGCGAACAAAAUUGCAGCUGGUUCCCAGGUGCCAUCCAGCAGCUUUAUCAGGCACAUCUCAGUUGGAAUAUUACUUUGCCGCCGGCGCUCGCCAGAAUCAGUGUAUAUACAUAUAUGGCUUAAUCUCUUCAUUGGCUGCAGCUAAUUCUGGGUCUUGCGCAUGUCACUGUAGUACCCUGCAGGCAAAGGAGGGGCCAUUCCUGAGAGAUAUGAAUGGCUUCUGCAGAAGUGCAGGGCCCUGAUAUGCCUGUAAAAUAAGGAGAGGAACGCUUUCCUUGCGAAGUCCACACUUCUGAGAUUUUAAAAAUACUUUGAUCUGUC
Messenger RNA from Coccomyxa subellipsoidea C-169, 1022 nucleotides. RefSeq lists its product as hypothetical. NCBI's taxonomy places the organism in Eukaryota, Viridiplantae, Chlorophyta, Trebouxiophyceae, Coccomyxaceae. The transcript is spliced from 4 exons. Bases 135 to 587 code for a protein of 150 amino acids. The record is from RefSeq and is a predicted model, not a curated record.